AUGGAUGGCAGGGCGUAUAGUCAAGAGGAGGAGAAGGAGGGAGAAGUGGAUGGGGGAUGGGGGUGCAAGUUCACAGUCGUGUCGCCAGCUCAGGCAAGGCAGACAAUACCAGCAAGGCAAGGCAUGGGCGACGACGUGAAGCGUGGCCGACGGGGCGACGUGCGAAGAAGGAUGGAGGCCGGUCGGGCGUUGUAUCUACGGCGCCAGGAGGCGGUGAAAUGGCACUGGGAAUCCAACGUGCCGAGCGUACUGUGGCCGACAGCUCUCAGGAAUCUCAUGCCUCAUGCGCAAGACUUGCUCCCGGCGCGGCUAAGCCAGGCCGGGCUGUUUUGA
Messenger RNA from Colletotrichum orchidophilum, 333 nucleotides. RefSeq lists its product as uncharacterized. The record is from RefSeq and is a predicted model, not a curated record. Bases 1 to 333 code for a protein of 110 amino acids. NCBI's taxonomy places the organism in Eukaryota, Fungi, Ascomycota, Sordariomycetes, Glomerellales, Glomerellaceae. The transcript is spliced from 2 exons.